This is a messenger RNA of Leguminivora glycinivorella, 1084 nucleotides long. Its product is annotated as dnaJ homolog subfamily B member 13-like. The coding region runs from base 11 to 1027 and encodes 338 amino acids. The transcript is spliced from 2 exons. Lineage: Eukaryota; Metazoa; Arthropoda; Insecta; Lepidoptera; Tortricidae. The record is from RefSeq and is a predicted model, not a curated record. Gene Ontology annotation, cellular component: cytosol. Gene Ontology annotation, molecular function: protein-folding chaperone binding.
UAAUUUUACCAUGGGUUUCGAUUACUACGGUAUUCUAGGUGUAAAACGAUCAUGUACUCAAUAUGAGAUAAAGAAGGCGUACCGACGCUUAGCGCUAAAGUAUAACCCCGAGAGGCAUGACGGAGACGAAGGGAUGAAGAGAAUCUUCGCGCUUAUUGGAGAGGCGUAUGAGGUGCUGGUCGAUCAUAAGCAUAGGGCGGUCUUUGAUCAGUAUGGGGAGGAGGGCCUUAAACGAGGAGUGCCGGGGCCUACAGAAUACAUCCAACCAUACGCAUAUCACGGGGAUCCACUCAAAACGUUCCACGAUUUCUUCGGAACUUCUAACCCAUACGCCAACUUAUUGGACUACUACGAAAACCCGCCUGCGAUGUUCGAGUCCCCCCUAGGCAGAGGUUACAAGGAAAAAGACGUCACUAUCUUCAGACCUCUGGCUUUGACUUUAGAAGAGGUUUACAAAGGAGGGUUGAAAAAAAUGAAAAUCCAGCGCUUAGUGUUCACGGAUGAGACGUGCUCAGAGCUGAAACUGCGAGAGAAAGUUCUGUCUAUCCCUUUCUCGCCUGGAAUUUAUCCUAACACAGAGAUUCUUUUUAAAGCUGAAGGGGAUCAAGGUCCGACGCGCAUUCCAGCAGACGUAAUAUUUGUAACAGAAGAUCGUCCGCAUGAUACGUACACACGAUGCGGUUUGAGCGACUUGCUUAUAGUCAAACAAGUGAGUUUAGAAGAAGCGCUAUGCGGUCUUGACAUAACUUUAAAAACUUUAGACAAUCGAGUGAUCAGAACUAAAAUCUCUGACGUCAUCACACCGACAUACGAGAAAGUUAUAGACGAUGAAGGCCUCCCCAUACCGGCGUGUCCUAAGAAAGCUAAAGGUAACUUGGUGAUACGGUUUAAGAUAGAUUUCCCGGUGUAUUUGGCGCCGAAAGCGAAGAAGAAGUUCGCAGAAGCGUUCAGGGAGAAUGAGGACGAAAAUAAGAAGUUCGAUGAUAUCCCGUGCGGCGCGUUGGCUUCUUCGGAGAUUUCGAUUUGAAAUAAGUAUCUAUUUUUAUUCAUUGUAAUAUUAACUCUUUUAAUAAAGAAGUAUAUU